GAGUUUAUACUUGCAGGAUUUCCUUACUUUCAUGGUUCACAAACAGCGCUAUUUGUUGUAUUACUGAUUAUCUUCCUGGUAAUACUCAUGGGAAAUAUUUUCAUACUCGCUGCAGUUAUAAUGGAUCUAAGGCUUCACAAGCCCAUGUACUUCUUUCUUGGUAUCCUUGCAGCUUUGGACAUAGUAUAUACAACCACAACCAUUCCUAAAACACUAGCCUUGUUACUGAAUAAUGACAACACUAUUUCAUUCAUUGCAUGCUUUACACAGAUGUGCAUCUUACAUAUUGUAGGGCUUUUCGAAUGUUUACUUCUUUUGGUAAUGGCAUAUGAUCGCUAUGUAGCCAUUUGUAGCCCUCUGCAUUACACGUCCAUUAUGAACAACAAAUUUAACAUUCAGAUAAUUGUAAUCUGUUUUCUGUCAAGCAGUAUAACGAUUGUGUCAUCCUCUGUUUUUACUGCACACUUUCCGUACAAUGGCCCGAACAAGAUUAAUCAUCGUUAUUGUGACCAUUUCUUCCUGUCCAGGUUAGCGUGCACAGAUAUCACUCCCCUGUCUAUUUUGGUAAUGUGCAUUCUUGUCAUAUUUGUGCUCACUCCUUUUUUACUUGUGAUAUUGUCCUAUAUCAACAUUAUUAAAAUGAUACUGAAAAUAAAUUCUGCUGCAGGGCGCUGGAAGACAUUUUCUACUUGCAGCUCCCAUAUAAUGGUUGUAUUCAUAUAUUAUUUAUCACUUUUUAUUAAUUAUUCCAUGUAUACUGUAGACACAUACUCAGAAAAUAUCCAUGUUAUAGGUUCUAUUUUCUCUACUAUUUUAGCACCUGCACUUAAUCCACUCAUUUAUACACUGAGAAACAAAGAUAUUCAAGAAGCAGUUAAAACAUUUAUAAAAGUAAUUUUGUAG
Protopterus annectens (West African lungfish) is the source of this 903-nucleotide messenger RNA. Its product is annotated as olfactory receptor 2AT4-like. The transcript has a single exon. The coding region runs from base 88 to 903 and encodes 271 amino acids. Gene Ontology annotation, molecular function: G protein-coupled receptor activity; olfactory receptor activity. Gene Ontology annotation, biological process: G protein-coupled receptor signaling pathway. NCBI's taxonomy places the organism in Eukaryota, Metazoa, Chordata, Ceratodontiformes, Protopteridae. The record is from RefSeq and is a predicted model, not a curated record. Gene Ontology annotation, cellular component: membrane.